Molecule: messenger RNA, 4434 nt
Organism: Manihot esculenta (cassava)
Lineage: Eukaryota; Viridiplantae; Streptophyta; Magnoliopsida; Malpighiales; Euphorbiaceae
Product: serine/threonine-protein phosphatase BSL3
Exons: 21
Coding region: 710-3739 (1009 amino acids)
Biological process (GO): brassinosteroid mediated signaling pathway
Molecular function (GO): protein binding; phosphoprotein phosphatase activity
Source: RefSeq, a predicted model, not a curated record
CGGUCACCCAAUCACAUUUCUCCGCCGUCAAUCGUCUCUAUCCGACGGCGUUCUCCUCUCUUUCCGUACGCAGCCUAACCGGUUGAUAACGGUAAACAAAAACACACAAAAUCCCUCACCCCAUCAUUUCCCAGAAAAUGUAAAAAAGAAGAGAAAAAAAAAAAGAGGAAAAUCCAAACAGAAAUUAACACAUCAUCAUCAUCAUCAUAAUUUCUACAGUUUGGCAUUUCUAGAGAGAGAAGCAAAAAGAGAAAUAAUUUGGUUAGGGAGAUAGAUUUGUGUUUUCCACUUAUUUCUUUGAUGCGUUGAAGCUUUGAGAUUUUGAUUUUCUUCGUCCAGUUUCUAUUUCUCUCUCUCUCCUCGAUUGGCUCCAUUCUAAUUGUUCUUUCUUUUUUUUUCCCCUAUCUUUUUAAGAGUCACGGAGAGAAAGAGAGUUAAAGAGUAUAAAACGCGAAGACCUAAUCGACGCUUUCUCUCUCUCCUUUUCAAGAUUUUAUUUCCCUUGGAAAAUUUUGGAGUUCUCUCUUUUUUUUUUUUGGUGUUUUUUUGGAUUGUGAAUAUAUAGUAUUUCAGCUAGGGUUUCAGUUGGUUGUGAGCUAUUAUUGUUGAAUUGGGGAGUGAAUCGUUGAAAAUGGUGAUUAGGGAUGCGAAUUGGUUGGAAUUCUAGCUCCGAUCUUCAAAUUAGGGUUAGGAUUGUAGGCUUGAAACAAUGGAUGUGGACUCAUCGAUGGUGCCGGAGACCGAUCAAGAUUCAGCGGUGCAAAAUGCUUCGUCGCCAACUGCAAUGGAUAGGGAGCAGCUAAGGGAUGAGCCGCAGCCGGCAGGAUCUUCUAGUCCUUCAUCGGUGCCUCCACCGGUACAGACGCCUGCACAGCCUCAGGGGCAGCAGCAAAGCCCCGUUGUGGGGCCGAGGCAUGCGCCUACUUAUUCGGUGGUGAAUGCCAUUAUAGAGAAGAAGGAAGAUGGACCGGGGCCUAGGUGUGGGCACACCCUGACUGCGGUGGCUGCUGUUGGCGAGGAGGGAACGCCUGGCUACAUCGGGCCGAGGUUGAUUUUGUUCGGUGGUGCCACGGCUCUUGAGGGCAAUUCUGCAGCCUCAGGGGCUCCUUCCUCAGCUGGGAAUGCAGGCAUUAGACUAGCAGGUGCCACUGCUGAUGUUCACUGUUAUGAUGUGCUAACAAAUAAAUGGUCUAGGAUUACUCCUUUUGGAGAACCACCCACACCAAGGGCUGCUCAUGUGGCAACUGCUGUGGGCACCAUGGUAGUUAUUCAGGGUGGAAUUGGUCCAGCUGGUUUGUCAGCUGAGGAUCUUCAUGUUCUUGACCUCACACAACAACGGCCGCGAUGGCACAGAGUUGUUGUUCAAGGCCCUGGACCAGGCCCACGAUAUGGACAUGUUAUGGCUUUGGUUGGCCAAAGGUAUCUCAUGGCAAUUGGAGGUAAUGAUGGGAAGCGUCCUUUGUCUGAUGUCUGGGCCCUUGACACUGCUGCCAAACCUUAUGAGUGGCGUAAAUUGGAACCUGAAGGGGAAGGUCCACCGCCAUGCAUGUAUGCCACUGCAAGUGCCCGAUCAGACGGUCUUCUUCUGCUUUGUGGGGGGAGGGAUGCAAAUAGUGUGCCAUUAGCCAGUGCUUAUGGUCUUGCUAAACAUAGGGAUGGUCGUUGGGAAUGGGCAAUUGCUCCUGGUGUCUCUCCAUCUCCAAGAUAUCAACAUGCAGCAGUUUUUGUUAAUGCGAGACUCCAUGUGUCUGGAGGUGCACUUGGCGGUGGACGCAUGGUAGAAGAUUCAUCCAGUGUUGCAGUGUUGGAUACUGCAGCAGGUGUUUGGUGUGAUACAAAAUCUGUUGUUACUAGUCCAAGGACUGGCAGAUACAGUGCUGAUGCUGCUGGUGGGGAUGCUGCAGUUGAGUUGACCAGGCGUUGCAGGCAUGCAGCUGCUGCAAUUGGUGACUUGAUAUUUAUAUAUGGUGGUCUGCGUGGAGGAGUGUUGCUUGACGAUUUGCUUGUUGCUGAAGAUCUAGCUGCUGCUGAAACAACAACUGCAGCUUCUCAAGCUGCAGCUGCAGCUGCUGCUUCUAAUGUACAUUCAGGCAAGAUAUCUGGAAGGUAUGGAUUUGUUGAUGAAGGAUCUAGGCAAGCAAUGCAUGAAGCAGUACCUGAUGGUGCAGUUGUACUGGGCAAUCCAGUUGCUCCUCCUAUAAAUGGUGAUAUGUACACCGAUAUAAGCACUGAAAAUGCCAUGCUCCCUGGACAUAGUAAAUCACUAUAUAGGAGAACAAACCGAGGGGUGGAGUAUUUGGUUGAAGCAUCAGCUGCAGAAGCUGAGGCUAUUACUGCCACUUUGGCAGCUGCUAAGGCACGGCAAGUUAAUGGAGAAGUUGAACUGCCAGACAGGGAUCGUGGUGCAGAGGCUACCCCUAGUGGCAAACAGAUAUCUACUUUGAUUAAGCCUGAUUCUGCUGGAUCAAAUAUUGUUGCUCCCGCUGGUGUUCGGCUGCAUCACAGAGCUGUUGUUGUAGCUGCAGAGACUGGUGGAGCUUUAGGUGGGAUGGUCAGACAGCUUUCAAUUGAUCAGUUUGAAAAUGAAGGCAGGCGGGUCAGCUAUGGGACCCCAGAGAAUGCAACUGCUGCUAGAAAACUACUAGAUCGGCAGAUGUCCAUCAAUAGUGUGCCCAAAAAGGUUAUAGCACAUCUUUUGAAGCCUCGUGGAUGGAAACCUCCAGUUCGUCGUCAAUUUUUCUUGGAGUGCGGUGAAAUUUCAGAUCUUUGUGACAAUGCUGAAAAGAUAUUGUCAAGUGAGCCAAGUGUUCUACAGCUUAGAGCUCCCAUCAAGAUAUUUGGUGAUUUGCACGGGCAGUUUGGUGAUCUGAUGCGCCUAUUUGAUGAGUAUGGUGCACCAUCAACAGCUGGUGAUAUAGCAUAUAUCGAUUAUCUCUUCUUAGGAGAUUAUGUUGAUCGGGGUCAGCACAGCCUGGAAACCAUUACUCUUCUGCUUGCUUUGAAGGUGGAGUAUCCCCAUAAUGUUCAUUUGAUUCGUGGGAAUCACGAAGCUGCAGAUAUCAAUGCCCUUUUUGGCUUCCGGAUUGAAUGCAUUGAGCGUUUGGGGGAGAGAGAUGGAAUUUGGAUUUGGCAUCGGAUAAAUCGUUUGUUCAAUUGGCUUCCCUUGGCAGCACUGAUUGAAAAGAAAAUAAUUUGUAUGCAUGGCGGUAUUGGUCGUUCAAUAAAUCAUGUGGAACAGAUUGAGAAUCUUCAGCGUCCAAUUAGUAUGGAAGCAGGCUCAAUUGUUCUUAUGGAUUUGUUAUGGUCGGAUCCAACAGAAAAUGACAGUGUGGAAGGACUGCGGCCGAAUGCUAGAGGUCCAGGGCUGGUGACUUUUGGGCCGGAUCGAGUAAUGGAAUUCUGCAACAACAAUGAUCUGCAGUUGAUUGUACGUGCCCAUGAAUGUGUGAUGGAUGGCUUUGAGCGUUUUGCCCAGGGACAUCUAAUCACACUUUUCUCAGCUACCAAUUACUGUGGUACUGCCAACAACGCUGGGGCAAUUUUAGUUUUGGGAAGAGACCUUGUGGUGGUCCCAAAACUAAUUCAUCCCUUACCACCAGCCAUCUCAUCACCGGAAGCUUCACCUGAACGCCACAUUGAAGAUACAUGGAUGCAGGAGUUGAAUGCUAACAGGCCUCCUACCCCAACCAGAGGUCGUCCUCCAGUGACAAAUGACAGGGGAUCUCUUGCUUGGAUAUAGUAGAUGCUUAUGAUUAUUUCCCUAAUACUCAUUCCGGGCGCAUGCUAGCACCUUGAGUUAUGGUGUCUGUAUAGAUGACGAUGCCAUAUCCAGGGAUUCUGAAACUUGUGAUCGUUUUAUUUUUUGUUUCCUGAUAAAAGUUUGAGGGCUUUCCUAAUUUUUUUUUUCCGACUUCAAAGUGCGGUCAGUAGGCGAGAUGACAAAUAUACAAGUGUGAGAAGCAGGUUGCAGGCGGCUGUUAGUUUAAUGUGCUCAAAGAUGCAGUUCAGGAGCACCCGCCUUUGUAAAUUGAGCCACGAGCGGGUACAAGUCAAAACUUUGUUUGGGUUGUUAGUGCUGGGUAUUUUCCAUGUUAGUUUAAUAUUUUUUUUCCCAUUCCUCGUUUAGGCCUAAUUUUUUUCUUUUUUUAAAAAAAGGGGGCAUGAGAUCCUUAUAUGGUGUGGUGAGAUAUAAAUAUUUAAAUCCUUCUUGGGGGCGUCCAUGUAUCAUAGAGGUAUCAUCCUGGUGUAGUUUUCAGUUGUGUUUUUUCUGUACAAUCACAAUGUAAUUUGUGUGAAGAUAGAAACUUUUUGAGCGACGUAAAAAUUUGGGAAAUUUUGGUCAGUAAUUGGGUUUCAGCUGCGAAUUCCAAAACAAGCGUGAGAAUAUUUGGGCCUCAAUCUGAGAAUUAUUAGUUUUGUAUUCUUUCUCUGCAA